AAUUACAAAUUUCUCAAGUCUUUACUUAUUAUUUUUAAGGAAAUCUUAAUUUUAAAAAUUCCUAACAACAAAAAUGGUUAAAAUCUGGAAAUUAGGCCUUGUCAGUUAUGAUACCGCGUUGAAAAUUCAACAAGCUCUAGCGAAGAGACAUUUCAAUGCUAUGAGGAAUGGUUAUAACAUUAAUAACGAUACUCUUCUACUAGUCGAACACAAACCUGUCUACACUGUUGGUAUAAGAGAUGAAACACCCGAAAAAGAAAUUUUAAGACUACGAAGCUUAGGUGCUGAAUUUAGGAAAACUAAUAGAGGUGGCCUUAUUACAUUUCAUGGUCCAGGUCAAUUAGUUGUUUACCCAAUAAUCAACUUAAAAAAUUACAAAACUAGUGUCAAAUGGUAUGUGAAGAGUUUAGAAGAGACUGUUAUCCAACUAUGUGAAGAGUUAGGUUUGGAAGCAAGUAGGUCACCAUAUACGGGUGUCUGGAUUGGUGACAAUAAAGUUGCAGCUAUUGGAAUACAUGCCUCAAGAUAUGUUACCACACAUGGUAUAUCAUUGAAUUGUGAUAAUGAUCUGUCAUGGUUUAACCACAUUGACCCGUGUGGCAUAGAGGAUAAAGGUGUAACUUCUCUCAGUCAAGAAACAGGGAUGACAUUCACCCCCGAUCAAGUAACUCCUAUGUUAUUAAAUAAUUUUGAAAAAGUUUUUAAUUGUUCCUUAGAAGAUAUUGAUCCUGAUGUACAAGAAGAAAUCUUAAAUGGUGUUUAUAACAAAUUAAUGCUUGAAUCUGUGGAAAAUUAAGUAAAGUUUUUAAAA
Molecule: messenger RNA, 811 nt
Organism: Papilio machaon (common yellow swallowtail)
Lineage: Eukaryota; Metazoa; Arthropoda; Insecta; Lepidoptera; Papilionidae
Gene: Lipt2
Product: putative lipoyltransferase 2, mitochondrial
Exons: 3
Coding region: 74-796 (240 amino acids)
Biological process (GO): protein lipoylation
Cellular component (GO): mitochondrion
Molecular function (GO): lipoyl(octanoyl) transferase activity
Source: RefSeq, a predicted model, not a curated record